Malassezia globosa CBS 7966 is the source of this 1317-nucleotide messenger RNA. RefSeq lists its product as uncharacterized. The record is from RefSeq and is a predicted model, not a curated record. The transcript has a single exon. Lineage: Eukaryota; Fungi; Basidiomycota; Malasseziomycetes; Malasseziales; Malasseziaceae. Bases 1 to 1317 code for a protein of 438 amino acids.
AUGUCUUGGGACUUUCGGCGCUCUCGAGGCCUUGUUGGAUCACAUGCCUCGCUCUCACGUAGGCAUGCACCUGCGCCUGUUCAGCCAGGCUCGCAGGUCUGGUCUUUGGACAACGAUCAUGACGACAACCAUACCGCUUUUCCCACGGCUCAAGCCUUAGAUGGCGGGGCCACGAAAGGGCAUAAGCAGCCAUACUUGUCCACCACGCUUGACCGGCUUGAAAAUUGGCUCGGUCUGAGAAGUGAGCCAGGGCCAUCCAUGACGCGCCAUUAUUCCCCGCAUCAUCACCAAGCGGACCAGUCUCAUGCGCCGUCGGGUCCGGAUCAUUCACCCUGGCUCUCUUCCACAGACAUGGCACACAGUUCCAAGCGUCCUGGGCUCAAGGCACUUUCCAAGAGCACCAUGGUGGAUGUUAUGGUUCAUCCCGUCGCUCCUUCGGAUACCAUCGAUCGCAUUGCCUUGCGGUAUGGAACAGACUCUCACACAUUACGGCGCAGUAAUCGCUUGUGGUACGGCGAUCCUGUCCAGAUGCACGAGCAGCUCUAUAUCCCGAUCGAAAGCUGCCGUCACCGCCCCGCUGAUGCGAGGAUCCAAGCUGUGGAACGCAACGCUGAUGGUUCCUUGCAUCGAGCACCAAGCAGCUCGCGCACGGACGAAUCGAACCCUGUUACUAUAACCAAGGUCGAUGCAGAAGCUCUGCGCUUCUUCCCAGGCGAUCGGGCUCGGCCAACGCGUGGCCUACCGGCAGGCGGUGACAUGGGUGCAUCUGGCGUAGAUGACUUGAUUCAGCUCCAGCAAAUGCGUAGGGAACGUGGCUCGCCGAUGAGACCGCCUGAACCCGAGCUUCCCAAGAGUAGCACAAGAUCGAACAUGACACCGAAGUCUGCUGCCUCAACGAGUGCUCCGUUUUCUACAUCAACAACGGACAUGACGUGGCAGCCCAACCACCGCACGCUGGGUCAGAAACGACCGCUCCUGCGCCAGGUAGGGGUAAAGGAUACCAAGUCCACUUUAGAUGAUGAUCACGAUGCCCUGCUUAUUUCGCUUGACCAACCCGAGGAACCCACCUCACAUGGUCUGAAUGACCUGCUUCGAGGCCCACACGCAAAUUCAGGCGCAGCUGCAAACUGGAUGCGACCUAUUCAUGAAAGCUUGCCCGAGGAAGUUCCGCGCAAGCCAAGCACAUCCAAGCAUUUGUGGUCGGAUCUUAUGAGCGGACGCGUUAGUAUAGAAGAUGCUUUCCAAGUGGCAGUGGAUGAAUGGCGCACUGCAUCCGCGCGAUCCCGGCAACACCAUGGACCUACACUCCCUAUGUAG